AUGAUUAAAACUCUAUCGUUGAUUCUUCAACCUUUCAGUAUUGGAUUUAUUAUUUUGGCAUUAGCAAUAAAUCAAUGGAAUUGUGGUGGAUUAUUUGAAUCAUGUUUACAACACUAUCGAACAAUUUCCAUAUUAUUGAUUAUAUUUUUUAUUCUUGGUACAACGCUAUUAACGAUUGCAUUUCUAUUUGAUUUCAUAACAAUUUGUUCUGAAUCCCUUGAUCUGAAUUCAUCAUAUUUCACUGUACGAAUAGUUAUAUUAUUAUCUGGUCUAUCGUGUAUUAUUUCAGCGAUUCUUAUAUACUAUUUUCAAUUUGAUCGUCAAUUUUCACGAUCAAUAUGUACAGUUGGUAUAGUGUUUGCAGCGCAAGUUGCUAUUCUUAAUUUAAUUAUAUCACCUUGUAUUCAUAGAAAUCGUUUGGAACCAGUAGUUGAAUGA
Molecule: messenger RNA, 438 nt
Organism: Schistosoma turkestanicum
Lineage: Eukaryota; Metazoa; Platyhelminthes; Trematoda; Strigeidida; Schistosomatidae
Source: the annotation of a GenBank genome assembly